GAUUAAAUACAUCGAGAACAAGGAAGAGUUACCUCCGUGGCAUGGCUACACGUUUGUAGUGGCGUUCUUCGUCAUCUCCUUCCUUGUCUCUGUGUGCCACAAUCAAAACUUCUUCCGGUCCAACAACAUCGGGAAUGAAGAUGAGAACAUCACUCAUUGCGACAGUCUACAAAAAGGCUCUGCGGAUGAACAGCGAGUCGAAGCGGCAGUAUACGACAGGUGCCAUUGUUAACCACAUGUCAAUAGACUGUCAGAGGAUUCAGGCUGUAGCCACACAGUUGUGGGUAGCCGUGUCUGCACCUGUUCAGAUUUCCUUGGCUUUCUACUUCCUGUACAACAAGCUGGGCUUGUCCUUCCUGGUGGGCGUGGCCAUCAUCCUUGUCCUUAUUCCAGUGAACUGCAGUCUGUCGCUUCUUACACGCAAAUACCAGUCGCAGCAACUGGCCCUCAAGGACCAGCGCCUCAAGACCAUGAACGAAAUUUUGAACGGAAUCAAGGUCAUCAAGCUCAGCGCCUGGGAGCAGUCGUUCCAGCAAGUGAUCAGUCAAAUCAGAAACACUGAAAUCACGUGCAUGAGGAAGGCCGCUAUACUCUCCACCUUCAUUAUCUUCAACUGGGUGUGCUCCCCUGUUCUUGUAACCACGGCAACACUGCUGACAUACUCUUUUGUGUCUGAGGAGCAACAUCUUUCGCCGUCGACGGCGUUUGUGUCGUUGUCGCUGUUCAACAUCCUCAGGCAGCCGAUGCACUCUCUGCCCAACUGCAUCUCGGAAUUUAUACAGGUGAAAACCUGCUCACGUCUCCUCAGACGUCUUCGCGAGUUUUUGUCGUGUGAAGAGCUGGAGAUAUUCGACAGAAAUCCGUCUUCCAAGGGAGGUAUUGCGAUUUCCGUGAAUGAUGCGAGUUUUACUUGGGAUAGAAACGAAAUCGCAACUCUCCAAAACAUCAACCUGGAGGUGAAGGAAGGGCAGCUGGUGGCUGUAGUUGGUCCUGUGGGAGCUGGCAAGUCCUCUCUCUUGUCCGCCAUCUUGGGUGAGAUGCACCGGCUAAAGGGACAGGUGGCGCUCAAGGGGUCAGUGGCGUACGUCCCGCAGCAGGCAUGGAUACAAAACAGAACUCUUAAGGACAGUGUUAUCUUUGACAACAAGCUAGACCAGAAGCUGUACAGAGACGUUAUAUACGCAUGCGCACUAAAGCCAGACUUGGACAUGCUUCCUGGUGGAGAUAAAGUUGAAAUUGGCGAAAAAGGCAUCAAUCUGAGUGGUGGUCAGAAGUCACGUGUGUCUCUAGCACGUGCUGUCUAUCAGAACGCGGAUGUCUACCUGCUCGACGACCCUUUGGCCGCUGUGGACAGUCACGUGGCCAAACACAUCGUGAAAGAGGUCAUUGGGCCAACUGGCCUGCUGAAAGCUAAAACUCGUGUGAUGGUAACCCACAGCCUCCAGUGGCUGUUUAUAUGUGAUCAUAUUGUUGUGAUGGACCAAGGACAAAUAAUUCGACAAGGAACAUUUGAGCAGCUGAUGAGUAGUGAUAACGGGCCUUUUACCGACUUUCUGAAAACUCAUCUGCAGGAAAAUACUGGGGAUCUGGAUAUUUCAGGAGGUGAGGAGGCAGGCACGAUCCACGACCAUGUGGACGACGAGGAUUCAGACGAUAUUUUGUCCCUGACGAAGAUGUCCAAUACCAUGUGGACUACGAGUAUUCAGACGAUGUGUCGCCCCCUGACGAAGAUGUCCAACUGACCAUUAAAGAGAAAAUUCUUCACAUGGAAAAGGAAAAAAGAGUUAAAGAAAAACAUGGAACUGAAGGAAAAAGAGAAAGAGGAAUUAAUGAAAAAGCCAGAGCUGCAAAAACUGAUCCAAGACGAGGAAUCAGAAACAGGACAGGUGAAGAGCUACGUGCUGGUGGCGCUGUUCAAGGCGUUUGGCGUGCCUUCCAUCGUCGCCAUAUUUGCUCUCAUCCUCAUGGUCAACGGCUCUGGCAUCGCCGCUAACAUCUGGCUGUCUAGAUGGACGGACGACGCCUUUCUUCGCAACACGAGCCUCAGCAACACCAGCGUCUACACCACCAAAACCGUCACCUACGUCAGCAUCUACGCCUCCAUGGGGGUCCUACAAGCAACGACAAUGUUGUUUUUCGUGGGAACAAUCAAACUGAGUAUGCUCUCGGCAUCCCGACAUCUCCACGACAGCAUGUUGAAUUGCAUUUUUCGCCAGCCAAUGAGCUUCUUCGACACAACGCCACUUGGGCGCAUCCUCAAUCGUUUUUCCCGUGACGUGGAUGUCGUGGAUUCGAUCCUAGCACGGCUGUUUCGCAUUUUCCUUCAACAGACUUUUUCUGUCCUAAGCAUCGUGUUUAUCAUCACCUACUCAACCCCACUCUUCUUGGCAGCUGUUACCCCGAUGUUUUUCAUUUACUUCUUUGUACAGAAAUUCUACAUUCCCUGCUCCAGGCAGCUUCGCCGGCUUCAGUCCUCCUCCCGAUCCCCCAUCUACGUUCAUUUCACCGAAACCAUCAGUGGCGCCGCCUCCAUCCGGGCCUUCGGCGUCGUGGACAGGUUCCGGCGACAAAACGAGAAGCUUGUGGAUGACAACAACGUCUACUUCUACGCCUUCAUCUCGGCCUCCAGAUGGCUGAGAAUUCGCCUGGAGCUUCUGGGUAACUUCAUCGUCUUAUUCGCCGCACUUUUCGCCGUCUUGUCGGACGGUCUGUCUUCCAGUCUUGUUGGACUGUCCGUAGCCUAUGCAUUGCAGGUUACAACGGCACUGAACAUGCUGGUCCAGAAUUCCACUCAGCUAGAGAGCAACAUCGUGUCUGUGGAGAGGAUUGUAGAAUAUUCGACAUUACCUUGUGAGCCGGAGUGGGUAGUAGCAAACGCUCGCCCCAAAGGAUGGCCACAGGAGGGCGCCAUCAGCUUCCGUGACUUUAGCGCACGUUACCGACCUGGCCUUGACCUUGUUCUUCACUCUCUGUCGGCAGACAUCAAAGGCAGUGAGAAGGUAGGAAUCGUUGGACGAACUGGCUCCGGCAAAUCCUCCUUUUCCUUGUCGCUGUUUCGUCUGAUUGAGGCCGCGGAAGGCAAGAUCAUUAUCGACGAUAUCAACAUCGCCGACAUCGUCCACGACCUCCGUGCUCACCUGACGAUCCUACCGCAGGAUCCUGUGCUGUUCUCUGGCAGUCUGCGAUUCAACCUUGACCCUUUGUCGCAAUUUUCCGAGGAGAGGCUGUGGCAGGUCCUGGAGCAGUCUUACCUGAAGACUUUCGUGAUGUCACUGCCGCAGCGACUGGACUAUGAACUAGACGAGUGUGGAUUGAACCUCAGUGUGGGUCAGCGCCAGCUGGUGUGCCUGGCCAGAGCCCUGCUCCGCAAGACGCGCGUGCUGGUGCUGGACGAGGCCACAGCCGCUGUGGACAUGGAGACAGACGAGCUCAUCCAGCGGACCAUCCGCUCCGCCUUCAAGGAGUGCACAGUGCUCACCAUCGCCCACCGCCUGCACACCGUCCUCGACUAUGACAGAAUAUUGGUGCUGGACUGUGGACACCUUGCUGAGCUGGACACCCCGGGUAACCUGCUCCAGAAUAGUAACUCUUUGUUCUACAAGAUGGUGCAGCAGGCCAACGUUCUGUCUUGACAGAGUAGUGCAUUUAGUGACAUGUCAUUUGACAGUAGUCCAUUGUGGCAUGUCAUGUCACAGCAGUGCAUUUAGUGACAUGUCAUUUGACAGUAGUCCAUUAUGUCAUGUCACAGUACAGUCACAACAAAGGGAUCACAUUUAGCUGCUGAUGUUCCCAGCAUCCUUUGUGCUCGUGACACUGAGCAAUAUCGAUGGUGCUUAUUGUAGUUAGCAAGACAGUUUAGUUAAAUGUAUGUGUGUGCAGGAUUUACAUUUGUACAUAUCGAUAUCAUUGUUUAUUGCAGAAUGCAAGGCGCAUUGCAUUUACGAAGUAUUUAUUUUUAUUUGUAUACACAGUGACGUGGAGUAGAAAGGAGGCGUUUUGCGAGUGUUUAAUUGUUUUAAAAUAUUUUUCUGGCAAAACAAAAAAUUGGAUAUACAUCAUGUCAGUGCCACUGAGUGCGCGGACCUUCCUGUGAUAACGGUUUCUGGUCUGGGUGGCUAUCAAGUCUUUGUUGACGAAACAUUGUUUUGAAAAAAAGAUAAGAUUUGCUAUGUUUUUAAUGUUGCUAUUGUUGUUCUGCUUUAGCUGUAUUAAUUGUUAUUUACCCAGUCCACAGAAAUCAGCUUACUAUUACAAUGAUAAUCAAAAUCAGUGACGUCGAUGAUUGACGUUGAUAAUAACAGUGAGGAUGUGCAAGACGAUGAAGUUCACCAGCAUUCCUGUCUCCUUUUCUCUAUUUAUGACAUCUUCAUCCUAAAUAUCAAUUUGUUUACUUAAUAUUUUAUUGAUUUUUAUGCCUGAUUUGUUUAGUAUUAAUUUAUACGUGAAAUGUUUUUAGAGACGGUCGGCUUACCUAUGUUUGCAAGUAAAUACCAAGAUAUAUGUGUCUAGCCCCUCCCACUACCACCACCACCUAGCUGUACAUAUCCGCUCAGCUUUAUUUUGUAAAGGGUAGAGCCCACCUGGUCUCUGUACCUGCUGUCUCACAGGUGUCAAACCACCCGGCGUACACGCUUUGAUGCUUGGCCGCUGGAGCUGUAACCACAUCCCCAUCUUUAUUUUCAUGCUUCUCAUAGUUUUCGUGGAUUGAACAGUUCAGUGCGCAUGUGUCAGAGAGAUGAUUGGAAACCGAAAAAAUAGUCUAACAUUGUUGUAUGGCAGGACCGACGCCUUAAGUUGAACAUUUUGUUUAUUUGUUUUUAUUUAUUUUUAUAGUAUCAUCAUUUCUCUCAACUAUUAUUCCUGUGAUUAUCAAAGUUUUCAAGCAUUUGCAAAAAACUGUAAACACAAAAUAAACCAGGCAAUUUGGAGUGAUACCUUAGAA
Molecule: messenger RNA, 4942 nt
Organism: Pomacea canaliculata
Lineage: Eukaryota; Metazoa; Mollusca; Gastropoda; Architaenioglossa; Ampullariidae
Product: multidrug resistance-associated protein 1-like
Biological process (GO): transmembrane transport
Cellular component (GO): membrane
Molecular function (GO): ATP binding; ABC-type transporter activity; ATP hydrolysis activity
Source: RefSeq, a predicted model, not a curated record